This is a messenger RNA of Fraxinus pennsylvanica, 927 nucleotides long. The record is from the annotation of a GenBank genome assembly. Lineage: Eukaryota; Viridiplantae; Streptophyta; Magnoliopsida; Lamiales; Oleaceae.
AUGGGGUUGAGUUCAGCUUGUCCUGUGUUCUCAGCUUGGCUGGUUUACAAGCAGCACUAUCUUUGGCGGCCGCCAGUAUCCAGUGUUCCUCAGCUACACUUUCCUAGAUGCAAAUUUGAUCCUGGGAGACCUUUGAUAUCUUUUUCAAAGGGCAUAACCAAUAAAUUCGAAGUAUUUUGUAGCCAAGUUGAAGCCAAAGAGAGCUUAAGCGAUGAAGCUUGUGAACUCGUGAAUGGGACAGAACUUACAAUCGGAGAAGGAGAUGAAAGUAUAAGUGCGAAUCUUUUCCAAGCAGUGAAGAACAAUAAUUCAACUGGAAUAUUGUUAUUGUCUGACAUUUAUGGGUUUGAAGACUCGUCCACUAAAGAUUUUGCAUAUCGCGUUGCUUGCAAUGGUUACAAUGUUCUAGUUCCAGAUUUGUUUCAUGGCGAUCCAUGGACAAAAGACCGGCCUAUGUCACAUAUCGAACAGUGGAUUGCCAAGCAAAACCGACAACGAGUAGCAAAAGAUAUAUUUGCAUCAGCUAAAUGGAUGAUGAAUGAAUUUGCAGCUGUCGGAAUCUCAAAGAAGCUUGGAGUCAUUGGGUUUUGCUUUGGUGGCGGUCAAGUUGUAGAUAUUCUAAGCCAAGACGAGGAUACGUGUUUUGGUGCAGGGGUAUCGUUUUAUGGCACGAGGAUUGAAUCAUCUGUUGCUAGCAAUAUAAAGGUGCCUUUAUUACUAAUUGCAGGAGACAGUGACCCUCUUUCUCCUAUCAAUGUCUUAGAAGAUAUCCAAAAGAGGAAUAAGGAAUCGAAAAUGGUUGUUUUUAGGGCGAGGGGUCAUGGUUUUGCUCAUAGACCUCAGACUCCUGAAGAAGAUGAAGAUGCAGAAGAGGCUUUCGAGAUCAUGAGAAAUUGGCUGCAUGAUGGCUUGUUGGUGAAAGAUUGA